GAGCCGCAAACAGAACCGUUGGAUUUGUCAAUGUCAAGAAUGACUGAAGGACGGAUUGGACCAUCAGCUCUAUCAGUGAUCGAGAGACAAUUAGAACUCAACGAAAUUGAUCAAAAUGACGCAAUUUCAUUGAACCCACCGAUUCAAGAAGUGAGUAGGGAACAAACAGGUACAGGAAUAAAUCAAAAGAAAAUCUGGCUUAAGAAGUAUCGAAAUGAAACAUCCAACGAGUGGUAUCAAAAUGAAACGUCCAACAUCCAAACAAUCAGAAGGAAACAGUCCAAAGGAAACAAAGGUAGCACCAGAAAGAAACAUCCAGAGCGUUCGACUCACACAGGUGAAAAGCGGUUCAAAUGCAAAACAUGCGGAAAGGGUUUUGCUAAGCCAUCGGAUAUGAAGAAACAUGCGAGAAUUCACACAGGUGAUAAACCGUACAAAUGCGAA
Loa loa (African eye worm) is the source of this 444-nucleotide messenger RNA. RefSeq names its product zinc finger protein. The record is from RefSeq and is a predicted model, not a curated record. Lineage: Eukaryota; Metazoa; Nematoda; Chromadorea; Rhabditida; Onchocercidae. The annotation marks the transcript as partial. Gene Ontology annotation, cellular component: nucleus. The transcript has a single exon.